UUAAACGCGACAAAAAGGAGGAAGAAGACGGGGGCGGCAACCCUUUUCAAAACAUCGAGAAAACAAGAGGCUCGUGUCUUCAACGACACGACCGUCAACCCCAGAAGAUGCACUCACAUUCUCACCAAACUUCUCUACCUUUUAAACCAGGGGGAACAACUUGGCACCAAAGAAGCCACAGAUGUGUUUUUUGCAAUGACUAAACUAUUUCAAUCCCGUGAUGUAAUCCUACGCUGGAUGGUUUAUCUAGGAAUUAAAGAAUUGAGCUCAAUUGCCGACGAUGUCAUCAUUGUUACUUCAAGUCUCACUAAAGACAUGACAGGGAAAGAAGAUUUAUACAGAGCGGCCGCCAUUAGGGCCCUUUGCAGUAUUACAGACGCGACAAUGUUGCAAACAAUUGAAAGAUACAUGAAACAGGCGAUUGUGGACAGAAACUCAGCUGUGAGUUCAGCAGCUCUUGUCAGUUCGCUACAUUUGACCAAAUUGGCCCCAGAAGUGGUCAAACGGUGGGUCAACGAGGCCCAAGAGGCCGUCAAUAGCGACAAUAUAAUGGUCCACUACCACGCGUUGGGGCUCUUAUACCACACCCGCAAGACGGACCGCUUGGCCGUGACCAAGCUUGUGGCAAAACUGACUCAAAUUUCGCUAAAAUCGCCCUAUGCUGUGUGUAUGUUGUGUGUUAAUUUUUGUUUCUUUUUACAAAAGAAUCGUCCUUUGGGCUGGAAUAAACUGGAUUUUUGAUU
Tribolium madens (black flour beetle) is the source of this 743-nucleotide messenger RNA. RefSeq names its product coatomer subunit gamma-like. Gene Ontology annotation, cellular component: COPI vesicle coat; endoplasmic reticulum-Golgi intermediate compartment; endoplasmic reticulum. The record is from RefSeq and is a predicted model, not a curated record. Gene Ontology annotation, biological process: protein secretion; intra-Golgi vesicle-mediated transport; endoplasmic reticulum to Golgi vesicle-mediated transport. NCBI's taxonomy places the organism in Eukaryota, Metazoa, Arthropoda, Insecta, Coleoptera, Tenebrionidae. The annotation marks the transcript as partial. The transcript is spliced from 4 exons.